Messenger RNA from Gilbertella persicaria, 1581 nucleotides. Its product is annotated as eukaryotic translation initiation factor eIF2A-domain-containing protein. The transcript is spliced from 5 exons. Gene Ontology annotation, molecular function: ribosome binding; translation initiation factor activity; mRNA binding. NCBI's taxonomy places the organism in Eukaryota, Fungi, Mucoromycota, Mucoromycetes, Mucorales, Choanephoraceae. The record is from RefSeq and is a predicted model, not a curated record. Gene Ontology annotation, cellular component: cytosolic small ribosomal subunit. Bases 1 to 1581 code for a protein of 526 amino acids. Gene Ontology annotation, biological process: translational initiation.
AUGUUUCAUUACAGUAGAUACGGUGCUGUUUAUGCCUAUGCAACUAAUCAAAGUAUCAAGGUAUUCGAUGCUACUUCUUUAGAACAAUAUUGUGAGAUUGAAAGAGCCAAUGUGGUUGAUUUCUGGCUUUCCCCUCAAGGUAGCUAUUUGGCUACUUGGGAGCGUCCCUCCAAAGCCGAAAAUGGUGCUGCCAACAAUAACCUCACUAUUUGGAAUGCCAAGACUGGUGAGUCUAUUGCUGCUUUUGUUCAAAAGGCUCAAAACAACUGGAACUUUCAAUGGACUGAUGACGAAAAGUACUGUGCUCGCAUGGUUACCGGUGAAGUCCAGUUCUGGGAAAGCAACAAUAUUGGCAAAUCUGUUUGGGCCAGACUUAAACUUGAAGGUAUUGCACAAUUCUCUUUGAGUCCUGGUAAAGCACCCGCUGUUGCUGUCUUUAUUCCUGAAAAGAACGGUGCACCUGCUAUUGUUCGUAUGUACAGUAUUCCCAACUUCAAUUCACCUUUAUCCAACAAAACAUUCUUUAAGGCUGACAGAGUGACAUUGCAUUGGAAUGAUUUGGGUACCAAUUUGCUUGUGUUGACUAUGACAGAUGUAGACAAGUCCAACAAAUCUUAUUAUGGCGAGACCAACUUGUAUUAUCUUGCAGUUGCUGGCAAUUUUGAUUGCCGUGUUCCUCUUGAUAAAGAAGGCCCUGUUCACGAUGUGACUUGGGGUCCUGAUUCUAAGGAAUUCAUUGUUGUCUAUGGCUCUAUGCCUGCCAAGACCACUUUGUUUGAUCAUCGUGCAACUGCUGUCUUUGACUUUGGUAUCAAUCCCCGUAACUUUGUCAAAUACAAUCCUCAAGGACGCACUAUCUGUAUUGCUGGUUUUGGUAACUUGAACGGUACGAUUGACUUAUGGGACAGAAAGUCUCUUAAGAAGAUCAAUACAUUUGCUGCUCCUAAUGCUUCUCAUUGUGAAUGGUCUCCUUGUGGUAGAUAUCUCUUGACAGCCACUUUGACACCUCGUCUUCGUGUAGACAACGGCUUCAAAAUGUGGCACCAUUCUGGUACUUUGAUCUAUGAAGAAGCUGUUGAUGAACUCUAUCAAAUUGGAUAUCGCCCUGAACCUGCUAAUCGCUAUCCUAUGAGAGCCAUCUCUCCUCCUCCCAACCCUAUCAAAAUUCUUCCUACGAAAGGUGGCGGUGCUAAGGCCAAUGCAGUUCCUACAGGUGCCUACAGACCUCCUCAUCUUAGAGGCACUGCUGCUCCCAUGUCUCUUUCUGAAAGAGCUGCUGCUCUUAAUGGCGUUGGUAAAUCUUCUGGUUUCCAACGUAAAGUUGUGGGUGCAAAGACAAACAACAAGAAUCAAAAGAAAGAAUCUACUCCUGCUAAGCAACAACAACAAUCUCAAACAGAAAGUGCUGCUAGUGCAGAAGAAAGACAAAAGAAGAUUCGUAAUCUUGAAAAGAAAUUAAGACAAAUUAGAGAAUUGAAGGAUAAGAUGAGUCAAGGCGAAACAUUGUCUACUCCUCAACAACAAAAAGUGGCUUCUGAAGUCUCUGUGAUGAGAGAAAUUGCUAACCUUCGUCUUGAAUAG